AUGGAUAUGAAGAAGAUGAACGGGGAGGAGAAGGGAGAGGAGGAGACGGAGGAGAGGGAAAGGGACAAGGCCGCUGACAAUAGGUUAGACAAAAAUACGAACAAUGAGACGAGAAGGCAGACGAGCAGAGAAUGUAACGUUGAAGAUUGAGCAAACCGGGUAAGGUAGGAGGUAACUAACAAGUAGGAGUAGAAAACGGUAUUCCAGGUCGUAAUGCCCAUGAGUCCGCUAAAAAUUCCUCAACGCCUCAAGGGAUUCUUUUAUAUGCAUUCAUUGACUAAAGUUGUUAUGCCAGCGUUUACAUGUGAUAGUGCUAGCCCUUAGGACGUCUUAGUAAAACUUCCUUAUUCUAAGACGUCCAAAAAGUGUGAGUUUUGCCAUGGCCUCAGUAAAUACAAUGAUUUACACUUGCCAAAAUAUGUCAAGUUCUUAGUGCCCUGUGGUAGGGGAAACAGUUAGCUUAAUCCUUGCAAUGAAAACAAAAUGAAGCUUUUUCAAGCUCUGUAAUGUAUUGUUUUUCUGCCAUUGAUGUUCGGUUCCUAUUUGAAAGUGUGUCUGACAUGAUUCGUCGGCCGGUAAGUAUAGAGGCAAGUUUUGUCGCUGGUGCAGGUCUAUUUUCAACUUUUAACUCGCAGAUCUUCACCCAACUUUAACUUGGGAAAUACUUGGCUUUUGUCAUCCGAUAUUUGAUAGAACUCAAAAAGCCACAAUUUUAGUGUCCGCUUGUGUUAACCUUCACACAGGCCUCAGCUUACGUUUGCUGUCCUGCCACCCGUGUCUCGCAGUGGAAUCGCCUUUCAAGGUUAUGUCUUCGGUCUCACUACCCGAUAGCAGUGCACCUUGUCUCCGCAGUGCUCAGGGGUUUCUUCUUGGUCUUGUGAUGAGUCAUCACAUUGCGGGCGAGAAGAAACACUGAAGGUCUCGUAACUCAUCGUAAAUUAAGCGUAUGCACCUGCUGCUCAGUACACAAGGCUUCAUCAAAAGUGGAUUUCAUCCAAAUCUCAUACACAGUUAGUGUGUCUAACGCCCGAUUGGUCGACUAAGAAAGGCAACAUUCAUCAUGCCCGUCUCUUUAUAGAGACUGCAAAGGCUGAUUCUCCCAUUUCCACUACGAAAAUCAUGUAUGUUGUCCGUCACUCUGGCAUCCUGCUUGAUUCCUCUUAAGGGUUUCUUUGAAUAGUUAGCUUAAGUAAAUUUUUUCAGACGGACUCAACGUGUGAUGAGGACGUGUAAGGGAAAUGGGGCGAUUUCCCAACCAGUUAAAAUGAUAUGGUUUAGGAAUUUCGCUGAGCAUGGUAACCGUCUACCGAUCGCCAUGGUUUGCGGUGACGGCCGCGUGGGUACUUGUUCACGUGGUGUGCCAGACAGGCCCCGUUCGGGCCGAGGCCUGGAGCUUUAGGACGAACUCGAUCGACCGGCAUAUCGAUUGCAUGCGCAUAUCCACAGUCUUUCCACGAGCCACGACGCCUCAUACAUGUUGCAUUUUGCUGCAGUUUUUACCACGAACGAUAAACUUUCUUGCGAAUUGUAAUUCUCCUACAGUCGAUGUAGAGUUCCAACGUUCAAAAACACCUUCCUUUAAUUGGGGUUUUCUGUCCGUAUUUAUCAAAUAGGUAUAAACAGACAUUCGGUUCUUUUGCCUGUGACCAUAGGACGCUUAGUACUAGAAAAUAAACACGCACGCUUCUUUUUAAAGAACGGGGUGGUCCAGUUAACUUCUGUUAUUCUCUGCUUCUCAAGACUUGCCAUAUUAUAACCUGCAAUAUUGUCUUGCGGACAUCUUAUCUCACAUGUAGGGGGUUUUAACUGUGUGAAUCUACAUCCCCCUACACUUUUAGGUUUUGACGAUCUUGUUUUCAUCAAUACUCGCGCUGACGCCCCUCUUGAUCACAUUUUGAUCAACCACCUCGAGCCUUUUCUUGUUAAAACAGAGCUUCGUUGUCAACUUCUCUUAUUAGGCCCUUUAAAAAUCCACUCUGCUUUUAAGCGUGCGCUUGUUGUCAAACCUGAGGGGAAAAUUAAGGUUCGCGGCACGUCCCCACAAACAGUUACUUGCUUCAGACCUGUGUAUCUUACACUAUCCCUGCUCUCCAGACAACUGAAUGCGAAUCGUGUUCUAGCUAUCUUACAACAUCUUCAGAUGGAAUUUUUAAUAUUUACUGUCCUCUUGAUAUCGCAAUGGUAAGGCCUAGCAGGAUUUCUUCUCUCUGUCUAAAAUUUUUAGGACGUAAAAAGGAAUUCCUCUACGAACUAGGCCUGCGUGACCGUCUAAAAAACUUUACUAUCCUAAUAAAGAAGGAGAUUGGCAGACUGAGCAACCUGUUUGUUAGUCAGCCUUUUGCCUCUUCUUUUAGCCCUUCUUUACCUCUUUUCUCUGCUAAAAAUUGGAGGAAUGUUAAGCGUCCCACUGGCCAAAGUGGCAUACUGGCACAGGCGGAUGAUGAUUCAGACUCUUUAAAGGAAAAUUUCAUCUUCACGCAAACGACAUUUUCCUACUAUCAUGUGUCUUCUCGUCUAUGUCUAUGGUAACAGUGGAGAAAAGCCUUAAAAAGGUCCGUUGAUAAACAACUGCCCGGCCGGAUAAAGUCUCAACAUUUCUUCUUAAAUCUUAUUGUUCUUAACCCCUGUUUCGACGCACCCCAUUAGCAUGUACCUCAUGGAGUCCAAGAUUCCUGGCCCUUGGCGCACUGCAAUAAUCAUUCCUUUCCCCAAGAAAUCCACUAAUUUUAGUCCUAAAUGUUCCCAUUCAAUUUCCUGUCCUGCCACACUUCUAAAAGUUGCUGAUCGAGUUGUCUUAGCUAUUAUUAUGUUAUUCGCUUCCAAUUUUUCGAUUCUUUACAAUUUACAUAUAAGGUCAGGCGUAGUACUUUAUAUGCUGUUACUUAUGUGAUCCACUCUACUCCAAUAAACCCAGAUAAGGGUUUCCGUGCUUAGGCUUUUGCCUUACUGACUAUUUCUCUGGCUUCAAUACUGUCCUGCGACAUCUCUUUCCUAAUAAAGCAUCCGUGUGAGGCUCUCCUGGCCGAGCUACCUCCUGGCUUGAUGACUAUUUCACUUCCCGCAUUCAGUUUGCCCAACCUGUCAGGCGGAAAUCUAUUGUGCUUCCCAAUAUCUAUGAAGUCCUCCAGGGUUCCAUUCUAUCUCCUCGCAUCUUCUCCUUUCACAAUGAUGACCGGAGAUUGCUAAAUGACGGUCUAUGUGUCAGGCAUGCUGACGAUAUGCUUGUUAGUCACCCACCCAAAACUCACAUUCAUCUCUAAUUUUUGAAGAAUGGCUUGGAUCACGUCUCUGAAGGGUCGUUGGAAAGUAAUCUUAUCCCGCAUAAUUAGAAAUUAGUUUUAACCGAAGGCCUCUUGCAUUCCCAAAUCUUUGGACAUUCUUCCCAACAAAGGAUCGUCUUUCCGGUGUCUUGGUAUUACUCUGUUCUCCAAUCUCUCAUCCUUCCUUCAUACCGAAAUCCUUUUCACUAAAAUGUGUAGUCUCGUUUAUUACAUUCAUCGUUUACGUUCCUAUCACGGACCCCAAGCCCUAAUUUGAAUAUUUACAGGUGCCAGCAUUCUCCCUCUCAUUUUUAUUGUUCUCUGGUUAUUUUUACUGCUCUGCGUAAAAGUGUAUGCUGCUUUUAAAUCAAAUCCUCCAAAUGCUCCCUUCUGCGGCCGGUGUAUCUCAAGUCUUUUUAUUCGAUGUUAUAGUGCAGCGACAUUCCAAAACGAUCAACCAGUUUGUUAAUUAAAUUCCAGAUGAUCUUGUCCAUCCUCUUCAUUUUUUAAUUAAGUCCUGCAAAGUCCUUCUGCCCCAUGGGCCAUGGAUUCUGACAUAUCGACAUAUCGGCAUUUUCUAUUGGCAUUUCUGAUAUUCUAUCUUACGUGUAAGGAGGCAGAAAUACAGAAACUGAGACUCGAACUUCCACGUAAUUAAUGUCCACUUUUAUGUAAAUCCUUUUGACUUCUGUAUAAUUUAUUAAUUUGUUUUCUGUUCACGCUGGAUUGAGCCCUUUUUGAUGAAAAUUUAUAAUGAUACUUUCAAAAUAAAACGUAUUUUUCUCUCCUUGCUCCAAUAGGCCAAACUGUGGGCAAAAAGAUGGAGUUAUAUCGUAAUGCUAUCGAGCAAUGGGUGGAAGUUAUUGGUCUCUCAACUACUAGUUCCCAAGAAUAUUUGUCCUCUAGGUGGUAGCCAAUUUAUUAAAUAUCUCCGUAUUUAAAUUCCCCAUCGAUUUGGAAUUUUUACCAUGAAAUAUGAUGUGUCCAUUGCUUAGUCCAGUGCACCGGACUAUUUUUGAUUCCAUUUCCUUUUAAAUCCACGUAUGACUGCUGAUGUACGUGGGGUUUUAAGUUGUGAUGUGAGAAGUUAGGCAGUCGAGUUUGAUGCAAUUAUGAAUUAAAUUUGGCUAUAACAUAUAGCCGUUUCAUUUGGUUGCAUGUUAGCCGGUACUUGUUGACAGUCCUGAGAGUUUCUUGAUUCUUACCUAACGGCUCGCCAUCUGACCUCUGCGAUGUGUUCGGCAUUCCCAUCGGGUACAUCCAAUUUAACUCUAAUUAAGCAUACAAGUUCCUAGACACAGAACGAACGAGGACAUCUCAAAGCAUCUUCUACUUGAUUAGUAUUUAAAUUGACUUCUAAUGACUGAAAAAAGCAGCUGCUUGUCUCCUAAAGAACCCUUUGGUCUGCUCUAUUAAACCUAGGAUUAUUUCGGAACAACUCAUUCCGUCGGACUUAAAGCUUUGUGACCAACUGCCUACUAUGCAUUCUACCCCAUUCUAUGCCAUUCAGUAAAGUUUUUUCUCCGCUUACUAAACUCAAAUUAUCCCGACAACCUGAUAAAAGAGCAAUCCGCAAUAAUAUAACAAAUUUAAUGCCGGAAAACAACACCGUAUAAGCCGUUUGCUUUGUGAAUUAUCAGGUCGGGUCCGUCAUCUUAAGUUGAAAUUGUGAGCCCUCGUAGACCACAACUGGCAUUUUCUAAAGGAAAUUCAGCUCUGGAUGUAAUUAAUGUAUGCGCGCCCCAAAUGCCGGUGGUUCUGUUCAACUUCCACUUCCGAACACAAUGCAUCAUCUUAAGGUGUUAUUGGAAGCAGUCCAUUUCUAGCUAGGUUCUUCUCGACCUUCUUACCUAAACACCGAAGCACGGAAGAGAAAAUACGUGUCUAAAACGUUUGUUGGAUAUUCAGUUCUUCAGAAUAGGGGAAAAACGCGAGGAUAAAUAAUAAAUGUAAUGGGUAGUUCAAUAUGAAAUGUGUGCCAAAUAAUAUAUGCACACUUGCGAUACUUAGUUCUGACAUUGGAACAAAUACAAAAUUUUGUAGCCGCAGUGGUCAAGGUCACCUAUAGCAGAAAUAUUUGUCACCAACACCUUCACUUUUCUGAAGGGUUAAUAGAAUCGUGGUAUGCAUUUCAUACUGCCCCUGAGUGCAUAGCACUACAGGGAAUCUAAAUUUAUUUACGCCGGUCAUUCGGCUUUUGUUGUUUUUAAGGUAGUACUUCAUCCUUUAGAGAAGUCUAGGGGUAAACGUUCAGUUUUUUAGACCUGGUGGUCCUAAUGGAUACUCUGCGGCCUGUCUUUGUCCUUUCCAUCUGCAGUUUACUCUCUACCCUCGGCAGAACAAUGACGUGGUGCUGCAUUCACCCCAAAUGGAAUUCCUGCCCAAAAAACAUUUUUAAUGAACAGUGGCAUAUGGGCUUGCAACAUUUUACGCAAAUAGCCUGUGGCCGUCCUUUCAAUGUAAAACACUAUAUUGAACCUCUAGGCGACCAAUCACACCACACGCAAGAAGUACUCCCGACAAAGACAAGAGAGACUGAAGCGUCUAUUGGUUUAUUUGCCGUCAGUUGGUUAUCGAACAUUUUGAUCAAAAACAAGCCCUUGCAUCUCGCGUCCACGUCCUGUUAUGUUAGUUCGGAUAUAUUAACGACUCUUGCCUUUGCUUUGCGUGGAUUUUCAGCGGUUAAAAUGUCCGAAUUACAUAAACGGUAUUAUUGCUUUCUCAAAUCAAAUUCAUCGACAAGUACAUAGUCCGAAUAAUCAGUUUGUUUGAAUCUAUCCGUUGUCCGUAUAAAAACGCUAAUUUAGGGAUUGCAGCCUUUUUGGAGGGUAGGAUUUCUAAGCAUGCAUGUGUUCUUUGAACAGCGUAGCGACAACAAAUUUGGCAUAGUCCGUACAGAUGAGCCCUUCAGUAUUUUGUUCGGGUAUGUCAGAUCAUAUCCCGUUUGAUAGAAUUCGAUGAUGUUAUCAUUACCGCUGUCACUAUCAUCCAGAUGUGAAUCCUGUACACCAGAGCCUCGGCAUUUCCGCCUUGGGAAACCAUGUUCGCGAGUGAUAGCGACCGAAACCGAGGGCAAAUACCGUUAAGACUUUAUUGCCCAGGAGUUCGAAAAUUAUUUUUAUUCGUGAACACGCCAGUUGUUUCCACUGUUAUAUGGUCGUAGUGUGCGUAAAUUCUUAUAACUGCAAUGAUUUGUAGAAAAGAACGUAUACUAUAUUGGCGUCAUAUUCUCUAGGAAAUACUAAGAAUGGGCAAAAAUCAGCGAGAUCUGUGAAGACAAGGGCAAGGUUGAAGCGUAGUUCACAGUCCCGAAAAUGAACAAAAGUUAAUGAUUUCAAAGUGGACACAUUUCAAACUGCAUACCUUCAGGGUUAUCAGUCUGCUUAAAAAUGGUUUCCAGAAACAUUCAUAGAGAGCACCGUCGGUAGUCGAAAGCUAUGGUCGCAAAAGCGAUGUCCCUUUUCUGAAAAUAUGCCUGACUAUGCUUCCUAAAGCAGGUGGUAUUUGGUUUAUUCUGUCUCAAAAUAAACUCGGCAGGUGAAGAGUUAUGCUGUCAGGAAUUUGACUAACCCUGUGAUGAUGACUCCCAAAGGCUUUUAAAGGUGAUUACGGCACGCCCAGCUGCACUUUAGACCGAAAAGUAAACAAAAGUUUCCCUUUUUAUAGUUUUCAGAGCCAACGGUGCAAUGCAACCAUUUGAAAAUUGACAGGCGUCUCUGCGUCUUAUGACGUGUGAGCGUCCACCGAUAGAUGUCCACAGGAUAGGGAAUGGUGAUGUUUCCACUUGAAUACCUUCGCUAGUGGGACCAUUCGUAUAAAACACGUCCAUGACUCAGUGUCAUGCGACCCCAUCUCCAGCAAUAGACGGUGUCCUAUUAACGAAUUAUAAUUUGACGCCAACAGAUGUAUGUUUUUAUCAAAUUGUAUGCCAUCAUUGUAAUAGAAAAUGCUCUGGACCUUGUGAAACUUUUUAUCUGAAGAGCACAAAUUAUGCAAAUAAAUAAUCGGCCGAAAAAUCCAAAAAACGCUAUUUUUCAUUUGCUUAACUUUCGCAGCCAACGACAGCGUGCUUUUUAGGAUGUCUCUAUGACAUCCUGGGCAUAGAAGUUGCUUAAGAGUUGUAACUGAAUUACUCAUACUUAUCUCGCCCUUGUAAGUUAUUAUCACAAGCCUCUGUACACUUUCCACCUCCGGUGGAUGCCAGCAACACUGGCGCUGCUGUCGCCGACCUGUUAGUUUCACGCCGUCUACCUUGAUUUUCGCGCUUUCUAUUGGUUGGCAUUAUACGUUGGUUGAUGAGCUAUCUGAUUGGCUGUAAGGAAAAUAGUCAGUUUACCUCAUGUUCCAUUGGCUGCUGUGCUGAGCAGUCUUGCAUGCUCAUCAGCUAACCGCGAGACUCGUGUAUCCAUUAGCCUCAGGUAGGACCGGGUUUAGAGUGCUAGAGACGUUGCGGAAAUCCCUCACAACUGUCAAUUCCUCUGACCCUGACUCUGCUGGACUAUUUUACAUCGAACAUCACACGGAGAGAACUGAACCUGCGGAAUAUUCCCAUUACAGAAAGGUGGUAAGGACCGUCUCGCGAUACGUCGGCUCUUAACCCGUGUCAGGUAAUUUCUAAGGGCCGUUCACAUUAAGUUUUACCGAAUAUAUGCAUUUUACAUACUGUCUAAAUUAGCAAACCUUCCCGAAAGAUUGUUUUUAUAUGUGAAAUUGUGUAUUUUGCUAAAUUUACUCAGUCAUCAAAACGAAAUAUUUUUUGAUUUGGAAAUUGCUUUGUCAAGUUUUGGUAUUUUCUGUGGAGGAAUAAAAGCUCAGCAGUGACCGACAUUUCGAAUACUUCCUACAAGACUGCUCUUACGUUCACGCGAAAUUGUACUGGUCACUGACCAACCUGCUCUCCUUUUCUCUCAACAAAUUAGUUUUUUUCACUUGACGCUCAACACGUCUAAGUUAGUGUUGCUGACGUUUGUUCAAUGCAGGAAACAUUUGUUCUCCGGUUUUCGUCGCUUGGUGGUACGAUAAACAGAAAAGGCAUUCGGUUAGCCAACUGCCCAACAGGCAGCGCUUGUCCUCGCACACUAUUGUAACAUACCAGCACUCUCGCGCAGAAGAAAAUCCGAGAGGCAAAUGAUAUGGGUAGCUGACUAUUAUAAAAGUUAAAUAGUUGUUUGUGUGGCCACAACACAGUAGCACAGCCAGAAAAUAAGUUGUACACUGGCAGAGGGGCGGUAAGCAGCGCGCGGAAUAGAAGAUCACAAUCGUGCUUCUCCUCUCUCCGUUCCUCCCCGUUUUCUAAUUCCGUGUCUGUCUACUGGUUGAAUUUUCUUACGAAGCUAGUUUGAAGAAAAAGUUGUUGAAGACAAAUUAAAUUCCUUUUCCGGCGACUGAGUCCCCCUUUCACAAUAGGGACAUGUUGACCCGUUGUCCACAUUGCUGGUGGCUAGUGCUAUUUGCUUGAUGGUAGCCUUCUCGUUUCUGUGGGCAAGAUGUUCGAUCAGGCAAACCGAGACUGGGACGCAGUUUUAUAGUGAGAAAGGAUGAAAAAGUUGACUCCAGUGAUAUUACUGCCCACGCGUCGAGCCCUGUGGUUGAGCCCGGAGCAGACAACCGGACCAUCAGGACCCAGAUCCGACAGAAGCCUGUUGCUUGAAGAGUGUGGGGGAUUUUGACGAUGCGGCUGUCGCAUCUAGCGAGGCCAGUUUAGAGAACCCUCACAAAUGCAUGUUUAACGCAAGCUACCUUCGUGUCAUCGGAAUGUACCCCAAAUUCGCACGUCUCUGCUACUGACAUGCCUCUAUCUUGAGGCUGUUAAUCGAGCCCUGAACUCAGUAGAUACAGAUCAGUAGUAAGGUAGAAAGUUGAAAAAUGUUUUGACUCUGGCACUUCCAAAAAUACUCAUUUUUAACUCAUUACUAACAUCACCGUAUUGAUGACCGAGUUAGAAGUGUCACCUGCAAAGUCCAUUACCUACAGCUGGCCAUACGUUUGGAAAAGUUCCGAUUGGUUGUCAGCCUGUCCAUAAGAGAAAAGAGGCCUAUAAUGUAGGAAUUAAUGAAGCAUACAUUUUAAAUGAGUAUGAAUACGCUGACUUGCCGCAGAUUUCUACGAACCCAUUAAAGUCAGGCUAGCAUCAUAUGAAGCACCAUCUGCGAUGAAUGCGGGGCCGCUAAUUUUUUUGGCAUGUGGGCUAUCCGACACUUCAUCCUAUAAAUAUUGAAUCCGAAACAUCAGGUGAGUAAAAUUAUCAUUCCAGCGAUCGAGUCUCCUUCUCGUUUACAUGCUACAGCUUGCAUUUUUUAUUUCGCUGUAAAUGAACCUCCCCUUUGCAUCCCUUUGCAACCUGUAGGCCCCUGUUGACAAGCUACGAUGUUGCGUUUUUCCCGAUGAUUCUCCGAGUUUUCUCGAGUUUCUUUCGAAGUACACCCUGAAGAUAGAAGCACUGGACCGUUGAGGAUUCUCUGACAUGCGAAAUUUAGUUGUUGCUACCGAGUGCUUUCCUUGAGAUAGGUUUGCAGCAUCAGUUCGAAAAAUACUGACUUCUGAGAGCAAAUAUUACUGGAAGAAAAUGAUGAUGCCAGAAAAUGAUAUUUAUUAUAUGUAAGCAUUCCAUACAUCCUCAGGGGCUUUGACCUCCAUGCACAUAGUUUACUUAAUCGAUGUAACAAAACACUAGCAAAGCAGUGUAAAAUAGGACGCGAUCUGCGUAUUUUCAGGUAUAGAUGACAACCAGACUGAAGGACUGACAAAGUUUUUUAUUUAUGGCGGCAGACGUCGACUACUCCUUGAUGGAUUUGUGAGGAAAGAAGCUGGAUAUCAAUGUGUACAGGUCAGCUCAUCAGAUAGCACUGUGCCAAGAUUGGCACUCAAGAGAGGGGAUCAUAUAAGGCUGUAAUCUGCUUCAAUUUUUCUGGUCGUUAUGUUGCUAAAGAGGAGGUUGCUACGAGGAUGUACUUGCUGUCAGAUCACAAUAUAUUUCAACUGGUAUACUUAAGUGACUUAAGGCCAUCUCGAUACCUUAAGUGCGCUGUUUCGGUGCAAGCCUUUUUUAGUGUUGGUUUGCGCACACAAGAUGAAGAAGCCCCAAACCAUGUGGUCUUUGGAUUCAAAUUAGAUCGAUGUCCUUCGACAAACAGCACCCAUCACCUCGAACCCAUCAUCAGAGACAGUCUCAGAUAAGGGUCUUUGCUUACUUACUUUUACUUAUUCCCAACAGCAACCGCCACCUCGACAGCCAAAUGUCCGAUUUUCUACACUUUAUUUUACCUUUCACUUAACCUACCCUUGAGUCCGCGGCCGAUUAUCUAACGGCAAACAUAUCGGGGUCUUUUCCUAUUGAAAAAAUGCUUGCCGCUCGGGUGCUAGGCUCCUCGCUUUUUCCACGUGUGAGUAUCUAUUCCAGUCGACCAUCGCCAGGGCGGCGACUAAAAGUAGUUGAGCUGGGGGAAUGCGGUGUUUUUCCAGACGUGGUAUGAUGGCUUGUUGGUUGAUAGACGAAGUUUAAUCCUCUGACAGUGUUCGGCGGAAACGAUUCUAAAUCUUGCUUUGUCGUCUUCGGUCUGCGCGAGUCCCACUUUUGCCUUUAGUCCCUAAACUCUCCCGAGUAAAGUACACCUUGUCCUGAAAUUAUGACAAGGAGGCAGCAUUUUAAAUGUGAUGCUUUCCGGUUACCUCCUCUGUAAUGCAGCAGUUUUUCGACUUGGAAUUUUCGAAUAGCUUGUAGAAUACCUGAGCUACAGUCCCACUAAAAGGUGUGACAUUUUAAAGCGAUUGUUUUAGCUUUGUAAGCAGAUCACCAUAUGGAAUUAACUUCGUGUAUUUAGAUAAGCCUUUCUGCGUCUACACGUAGCGGCAGAAAAAAGAAUGAUCCGUUGGCACUUGGAUGAUGUUGGCACGUUUUGGUGGUAGACGUAUGGCGGUCUCCGCAUCAUAUGCCUAUGAAAUGCCAUUUACAAUUAAGGUAGCAACACUCCUUUAACCAAUUGCUGUCACCUCAGCGUAGCCGCUGUGACUCUCAGGCUUUCUCUCACCCCAACCCUGCCACCUCACCUGCGUUCUUCUGUUUACACAUAUCUGCAACCAAACUUUUUGCCGGCUGUUCGAAUAAACGGAGUCUUUUUGAAGAGAUACCCUGCUGAAUGGCCGACCCCUUGAAAUCAAAGUCAUCGAAUGGGAAUCUAAAGAUAAUUAAUAUGCUUAGUCGGGUAAUUUAGUUAUUCGCCGCGUCUGAGAUUAGACAAAAUAGGUGUACCGAAAAGCAGAAAGAGAAAGUACAGAUCCUUGUUCGGGGGGAGGGGGGACGGUAGAAUGUAGAAGAGGGUACGUAGGCUUGACCUCAGUGGCCCUCGGGUUAAUAGCCCAAGGUUUUUCGUUUCCCCUCAUGCGGCCAAAGGAUACAAAGGCCGAAAACCAUUAGUCCGCCUUCCUUCCCGUGGCCCAUCUUCAGCAAUCGUGGUUCGGAAGGCGAAAUAACGGACGCUUAAUGUACGCCAGACGAAAGAUAUUCGGUGGAGUCUGGUGACUGAUUCUGCGCAAAACCCGUUUGUAGGUGUAAGCGAAUGCAGUCCAAAAUUGGUCAAAUAUGGUAGCCUGAGUUUAAGGCGUACUAUUCAGAAAACGGCUCAGUCACUAAAUAUCAGUACGCUGACUCGCGGUUGAAAAGUUGGAAAUACCUGCAUUCUUCCUUGAGAGUGCUGGUCCACUAAAAGUUUGCUUCCCCUCAGGAUAUUAGCGCCAAAGUCUGCAUCACUAUUUUUCGAUUUGUAUGUGCUGCAUGUUCUCAGAGCCAAAAAGGUGACGCUAAUGCGCCGGUUGUCAGUCGGUAUUUACACUCUGUAUCGACUUCAUGUUUUAGUAGAGUCUAGUUCAAAAGGUAUUCGUCAUUAGCAUUUUUGUGCCUUGCCUCUGUCGGAGGCGAUAUUUAUGAGUCGACCAAUACGCCUAAGCUAAUUUCCAGUCCUCUUGACUGAGUCCGUCAAAGAGAACAAGUCUAAGAUGGAAGAACAUCGUGAGUUUAGUCGUACGUAAGUCUUUCUAUCUCUAAUUCACUCUAGACCAACCAUUGCCUCCCGCAUUGGGUGAUCUUCAUCAAGCACAUUGGAAGAACUACUGUAGCACUGUGUUGUUAUGACCUACAAAGAGUCUUUUCCCGCUACGAUACUGAAAGCUGCCGUGCUCGUAUGCGCUCAUCGGACGUGCUUGACCAGAUGGACUUGUCGAUUUCAGCCUCUAGACGCCCACUUUGGCGUUAUAGCUUGGAUGGAUGCAGUUUAGUUAAGAGCAAAGCAGACUAACGAUAGCCAGAAAUUUAAGUCGGUUAGGAAUUUCCGCUUCAUCACAUUUAAGCGUCUGCUGGACCAAUUCGUCUUCGCUUUCUACGUGCUGCUGAUCUCAUGAGUUGGUAGCAUGAACUUUUCCGCCGCCAUAGUUUGGAUAAAGUUGUUUUUCUGUUGUUGCAAAUGUUGACGGCUUCCUUUGAUCUAUUCCGCCCUUCUCCAUUCCUCUGUCUGCCGCCUAUUUUCUGGAAUGUAUCAUGCUACGUAACGAACACAGGUUAGAGGAGAGGACGAGAGCAUCAUAGUUGGAGAAAUCGGUCCCAAGGGAAACUUCGAGGCGAGUUCUGUGUUGGAAAGUGAGGCAAUUAGCUGCUCCUUCCCGACAUAGCGCAACCGAUGAAUAAUGCAUUGGCAUGAAUUCAGGUCGUCUUUUGUUGGCUCCUUUUCCUGUUUUUUGCGAGAAUCCCGAGAAUGCAAGCGGCUGUUGCCUUCGUUUAGAGGAUGUCAGACUUGUGUCGCACCCAAAGCCGCUGGUCAACGGGCCAGUUUUGAGUCUAAAUAAAUGGGUAAACUUUUCAGUGAUUUUAAAUUGGGGGCUUGAAGGACAGACAGUUUUGCCACUGGCCCACCGAUGAUUCACACUGCUCGACCAUCGUUGCCGACGAUAUCCACCGUCCACAUCAAAUGCACGCCUCCUGCAAACCUACGUCUCGUCGUUUUACAAAGGCUAGCUACCCUCAGGCCACGAUGUAAGGUUCCGUUUCGUUACCUUUCCAGAACCAGAAUCCUCAGAAUGCACACGACAGGCAGACUCGGUCAAACCGAUAACUAACCAGUGGUGUAAGGCGGAGGCUCCAUCUGUGUCUGCCCUUCAGUCAGAUUUUUUAGGAUAGAUUGUAUGCGUUGAACGGUAGAGUGAAAGCCCAAUUAUCGAAGACUUCUUUUAAAUGUCAGUUCUCUAAUAGUUCCCACGGGAAGCUCCCAAUGUCAUUUGCAACGUUUACAGCUUGGGAUUUUUGUACUCCUCCACAAAACUUUAAGCCGCGUGGCCUCCUUUAGAACUUUGAAAUCAUCUGCUUGCUCCUCGCAGCCACUCCUCGCGUACCCGGUUGGCUGGAAACAUUUGUGCGUACUAGGGAAAAGACAUGCUUAGUCAUACCUAUCUUGCAUUUCCGUCUUCAAAGCGUUGACACCACUGCUCACGGAGUCGCUACAAAUUCCUCAUGCCUAUGCCCCACCUCACUUUACCACCGUAUUUGAACAAUGGGCAGUCGCUCACCAUGUUCCACCUGUCCUUUUUCUAUUCUUUCUGUACGACUGUUCACAAUCAUACCGCCAGUGAAAGGCACCAACACCAACUCUAUCAAGUUUGAUCAUUCCGUGUGUUAUUCCACUUGUGCUUCCGGCUAAAGAACGAAAUGAAAUACAUCUGUUCUUCUUCCUUAUACUGCACCUGUUGACAGCACAUCAAAUGCCCGUGUGUUUCUGCAAGCAGGCUUUAAUAUACAACUGUAAAUUGUAGGGGAUGUGCAUGAUACAGUCUGCGGCACACGGAUCUAGGCUUGACAAUAUCAAGUAUCCCUGUUUCGUGUUAAUUAAAAGCUAAAAAGGAAUGCUCAUGGGCGGCCUUUACAGACAGGACAAAAACAUUUAGAAUAAGUCUUGGGCUGGCUAUGCAUUAUUUUUAGACACUAAAAGGCUAUCUCUAGCUUACUUUCUGACACGUUCAGCGUCGUAAAAUACAGCUGACAUGCUUACAUACCAAGUAGUCAUUUUAGUAGCGCGCCUGGUUUUUGCACAUGGGAGGGAAAAACCGGUAUCUUAGCAUAACUGAACCAUCUUUGGAUUUUGCUGCACGACAGUCAAUAUUACAGCUAUACCCAAUUAGCCCAUUCCAACUGAAAUCAUACUGCAGGAUCUCAGUUAACAUUCCAUGAGAUAGUUAACUAUUGUAGUCAGGAAUUAUACGGUGUUCCAGACAUUCUGCGAACCUUUCAUUUCUUGAUGAAAUAUCGGAGUUAUCUUAUUUAUUGCAGUAAGCGUUCUCCCUAUUUAGAACGUCUCUUUUUAUUUAAUCAACUAGGAAACAAGUCCGAUGCGGGUUCAUUUUUCACAAAAUUAUUUGAUACAAUUUGAUGUUGCAUGCUUUGCCACGCUGAUGGCACGGAUACUGGCUGUUAGCAUGGUGAAUCAUACAACGGGCUUACACUACCGUCUGCCCGCAUGUAGCUUGUGAACAUUACACGACUAUUCUGCUGAGGCUGAUUGGAUGUCGACUCAGAUACUCAUCAACUUUCGGACCGAGCCUGAGAAUUCUUUUUGAAAUGAAUUGUUCCAAGUGCGUGCGUUUAUUUCUGAGGAAAUUAGAAGAGUUCAACCGUCUGGUGUACCUGCCAUAGCUUAACGCGCCUUGGGAGUCUGUGGUAUAUACCAUAUAACUCCAUCGUGGUCUUUUAUAAAACUUUUAUGUGAAUUAUCACCGGCAAUUGUUAAGUUCAUCCUAAUCAAAGGUCCUUUAUUCUUCCGUAUACGCGUCCGGUUCUUAUAUGCCAGAUCGCAAGACAGAUAUCGGCUGCCAAAAUUUUUCGUAAGAGCGAAUUGUUGUUUGACAAAAUACUCACUUCCCGGAUGACAUUGCCCUGCAGAACAUGGUUUGUUCUCUCCCUAUUCACAGCAGUGAGACUUUGCGAUUGGCAGCUCCAGUUGGGUACUUUUUCCUAAUUUUCUGGCUUCUUUAUCUGAUGCUGAAACCUGUUCUUUUCGAAUAAGUCAUGCCUCGCGUGCCCAAUUAUAACUAUCAGGUAGGCAGGAUAUGGUCUUACCUCCGAUAUCCCGGCAUAGUCUUUAUCUAUCAAUCCUGAUUGAAAGAUGGAAAACGAAGCGAUUGAAUAUAGCCUUGGGGACUCUGGUCAUGCAGCCAAGGCAUACAGUAGCUUAGUGACUAGUAGUAGAUAACAGACUGGUGUUACCGGCAGAAACAACCAUCACUAAGCUGGCUUAUCUGUUGGUGUCGACCAGUGAUGCCUCAGCCCCAUGUGCUAGUGCACCCGAGGCUUGAUUCAUCGAGCACCGGGGGAGUCACUGAACAUUCCUGUCAAGCAUUCUUGCCACUUGACUUACCGAGUCAAUGAUUCAAUGAGUUCAGUAAUGGAGUGCCAAGUACCAAGAAAUUUGGGUAUCACUGGAUGUUGGUGGAAAAUAGGCUGAGAAAUAUCAUUGUAGUGUCCUCUUGUCCAGUGCCCCUUGUGUGUCUGCAAUACUGUCCGAUAGGUGACUUAAAACGAUGGGUUCCCUCAUAACUGUCAUUGUUUAGUCUUCAAAGCACCCAUCUUAUUCGAAAAUGCAAAUAAAUUUGGGACUGACACUGCAUAUCAGUAGCACGAAUCCACUAACACCUCUUUCGCGGAAUUUCUAUCUGAAUGUCAUGCUGCAGCAAUUUCUAGACUGGAGCAUCUACCAGAAAGCACACGGGUAAUAUCGGUGGACCUACUGAUGAGCCGAACCCCUCGCAGCUGUACUAUGCAGCGGCAGAAAAUUGGUUAGAUACGUGUCUGGGCUUUUAAACGCGUUAUCUUUUGCGAGGCCGUCCGAUUUCACCCAAUCUGUCAAGUCCGUUAAUCCCUCCAAGUAAAUGCGGGAAAGGAUAUGAUUCAUCCAUCGUACCUUAUGGGUCUUUUCAUAAUAUCCUAAGCAAUGUACAAUUUUUUGUUGGGUUCUCUCAUAAAAUCCAAAAUUCGGGACUGGUUCGUCCUUGGCUUUUGCGUGAGAUUAAAUUGCUGUCCAAACUGCGUUUUCUUUCACCUUUGUUCUUUUGAUCCCCCCUGCAGCUGAAGCCAGAGCAUGAAACUGACUUAUUUCAGCUUUCAGUAUUUUGAGAACCCCGGCCUUGUAGGUCAGCGUCGUUAUAACCUUAACGCUUGAUACUUCGUCUGUUCUCCGCCAGAUUUACAUGGUCAAUUAUUCAUGCCGGUCGUAGGUGAUUCGCAGACAAAUGAAGUUGACAAAAGAUAUCUAGAAAACAAUCAAGAUCCAGACACGUGAGAAUGCUCGUACUCGUAUGUACACAUCCCAACUAACCUACAAAUUAGUGAUCACUCCCACCUGAAGAGGAGCUUGCAGCCUCACGGAUGACAGCCCGCGUGACGAGAUUCCUCGGACUUGGCAUAACUAUUCAGUCUCCCCCUCUGUGCGCGCCAUCCUCUGCGUCAACCAGCAGCCAGCCCUUCUCUUGCUUAUUCCUCUGCACACAACCUUGCCAGCUUUAGUGGGUGGCCUGGUGAUAACCACUGAGAUUCCGCCAUUAGGACUGAGACCAUGGUUGACGGUACGGUCCCAAGCGGCAGCCGUGGGGCCUGUGGUGUGUCUCUAUUGUUGCCACGACGCCAAUCGUAGUCUUGGGGUAGACCGGAGUAUAAUACACAUCUCGACGCUGGUCUAGUGGCAGCGCUGUCCUGCCAGGAGUCAUUCAUGCCGUGUACAGACGAUCGUCGGUUAGUGCCGUCACAGCGCAGGGUACGUGGACGAGCAUGCACGUUAGAGUCCUUGUUCUGACAGCCCCUCCCCCCGCGGAGAAACGAAGCUGGCACCUACGGGCGACCAAAGCGAGCUCCAACACGUUGCUGCUGCCUCUGCCGCCACGGCCGCGAACUAGUCGGUAGGCCCGGUAAUGCUGCUUUUGCUACUAAUACCUUUGAGCAGAUAGCUUGACGGAAGUCAGGGUUACUUUCCACAGAUAAGCAAUUGGAUGAGGUGGCAGCAGUGUUGACGAUGGGGUAUAACCGCCUUUCAGACUUGGCUGUGUGGAUGACAAAGAGUCUGUCCUAAAGUAAUCCUCCAGUUUUAAAGCUCUUCCGUUCACUUUCUGAAGGGAUCAGUCCUGUUUGGUGUAGCAUCCUGGUGUAAGGCCCUUGGAGGGAAUCUACGAGCUCUUUAUCUGCGAAUGCUAGAUUCCCUCUGUCUCGCUCUCUCUCUCUCUCACUCACUAAAUAUGUCUAAUCUACGCUGGUAGUUCUCCGGUAACUGGUUCUCUGGCGGUAGAUGCGCUUGCGCUCCCGUUGGGUAUACAGGUCUUUAGCACAGUUGCCUAGCCAUCCACAUCUUUUCUGUUGUUGUUAGUCAAAAUCCUGGUCAAGUGCUUGUUGUGGACCAUGGGGUGUAGAAUGGAGUGCCAAGAUGCGAGUUUGGCUGCGCCAUCAACCCGCGCACCCCCUCGCCUCCGGUCUUCCUGACCUGUCUUGACAUCGGGCCCAGGUGGGGAGGAGGGAAGGCGGUAGGUUCUGCGCAAGUCUAUUCUUACUAUAAACUAAUUCACGCGCGAGUCACCGUGCCUGCUUCACCUUGUUGUGGAGCAAACGGUGGACAUCGUCGGAUGCGACGGUCGAGCUGUCAUGUCUAAUCUACACGGUCAACUUUGUAUAAUGCUUGAACAACAAGUGAGAGCCAUCCGUAAUGUGAGGUCACUUUCUUCUGAACCUAAUUUGGGUAGUCGUUAAAGCAUGUGGAAUACAAGAAGAUUCAUCCGAUCGCCCCUAAAAUACAUUAAAAUGGUUUACGGAAAAUGUGUCUCCUUCCGCGGUGGGGAAUGCCAGUCAAACCGGAAGAUGUUCAUUUAGUAUCUGGUUGAAGACGAACGAUCACUAUCAGAGAUUUCGGACUACUGUAUAUUCACCUGAACUCAAGUUCCCACUUGAAAAUGCCGCUUUCGUGGUCUUACAUCGGUCUGAAUCCUCAGUUUGCCGCCCCCGCAGGCUGGCACACAGCUACACGCACUCAAAACAUAAACGUAAUGGUGACAAAGACGAGGGUGACUAAUGCGACCAUUUGCCGUUGCCAGUCGGCCAACCGUUAGCCUCGCAACAAACCGGUCGUUCGGACCAGAUUCCUUCGGUCAUUAAGCCUUUAGCAAUCAAAUCAGAGCCGGAAAUUUCGCGUAAAUUUAGAUAUUUUUGGUUGAUAUCGAAGGUCACAGCAGUCUCCUUUAACCCUGAUGGAAUUGAUUUAACGGCUUCUUUAUUAAUAGGUGUUUUAACAGUUUUUGCAUAAUUCAGUUGACCCAACUACGAAAAACUCGGCGACCUCAAAUGUGGUUAAACUCACAACUCCUGGUGGGCCUCUUAGCUCAAGUGGCUAGAACGUUAGCUGUACUCAAGCCUUCACUUUACUGUCGUGAGUUCGAAUACCACCGAAGUCACCAAGUUUUUCAUAGUUGGGUCAAAGUGACUUUUUUACUACUACUUGAGCCGUCACAGCAUGUUAUGUAUCAUCUUUGGUACAGCUGUUUUGCAGAGGUAUCCAGGUUCCUUACAAAAGUUUGCCGUCUGUGCAGUCGCAACUGGUCUGGGCAGACUGGUGAUUCGAAUUUUGAUCUGAACAUUCUCAUAUCUUUUUGAUGAAUACUUUCAGUCACGUUGCGGAACGGCGUAAUUGCUUCUUAAGCAUCCUCAAUAGUAUUAAGUUCGACGAAAAUGGUGUAAAUGUGUCAUUUGGAACCAUUGUAUAUCUCAUCCAUAUUUAUCUAGGAAUGGCCCUCAGGACUGGUUCCAGUACUGAGCAUGUUGAAUAGUUAGUAGUAUCUCAAUUAUCUACCUCUUAUCAGCACCUCUUUGGCUUCUUUGAAAUCUAGCUGCGGGUUUCUGUUCACCCUUUUAUUGUUGUCCAACGGAAGGACUUGUUCUGUUGAAACUAUAUUUUCACUUCCCUAGCUACACAGUCAGCCUUGUGUUUUAAGUUAGAUAGUGCACCGGAACCAUUGAGAAACCGCAAAAACGACAGCUUUACAACAUAAAAUGAGAAACGUCAGAAAUAAUUUCCUGCUCUUUCAUAUGCAUUCGGCAUUUUCCGUUUGCUUGGGCUCAAAGAUCAAAACGGGUUUUGGAUCUUCCCCAGUCGAUCGUUCUCCCCGUCUUUUUCCACCUGUACGCAUGCCCUUUGACCAACCGGUGCUUUUCAUAGUGUUCCGCUAAGGCCGAUCCUGUGUGCAAACCAGCAAACGCCCUCUUUGAUCUCGUUCAUUCGAGAUUGACCCCUACAAACUAGUGAAACAUCCGCUCCACACAUCUGAUCACCACCAGUCAGUGCUUUGAGAAUUCCAGGGAGUUUCAAAGCAGAUUUUGUGUAAUAGCUACAUUAAAUCAGCGGAUCGGCAGGGGGCUAAAGGGGAGUGAGUGCUGAAACCAUUUUGUCGAACCCCACGGGAGCCUUUUGGUUGGACAUUGCUGAAAUGCUUUCUUUACUUUGGGCCAGGUAGGCUGACGUAUUCAAGGAACUAGACUACGUAGGCAACUCCUUGCACAUUGACUUGUCGUACCAAGGCACUUUACGAAGACUAUUUAUUGCUUACUUUCUAACCAAUUUGGCUUUUAUCGAAUGAAUUGAAAAACAAAUCUAAUGAAUAUCCGGCCUAUAGGUAUGCGCAAAUUCCCUAAUCACAUAGAGCACGAAGAAGAGGGCGCUAAGGUAUGCCUACAAACUUGCUUUUUGAAGUAAUUCUACCGUCCGCAAGCAAUGUCAUAGAAGGCUGGGAAGUAAAGGGCUUUCUGCCCAGUUUUCAGUUGCAUGGCAUUGUCCAUCGUUUUUAUGGUAACAUUGACAGUAAGCCCGUUCCUCUGACUGGACAAACUAACUCCACCACAACCUCAUCCGUGAAACCAGCUGGCGUGCUUAUGCGGGCGUCCGUAGACCUAGUACAGCUAUACAUUUGAGCUUUGUUAGGGCUGUCGUUUACAGUUGUAUACAAAUGCACCACCCAUCAGUGCCAAAUAUAGGUGGUGACGAGAAACUUGAAAUGUUUGGUUCCACAUCAAUAAUAAUUUCGUACCAACGCCUGUACGUUUAGCCGCCUGUGUCGGGCAGGCCUUUGGGUGAAAUUGCUUCCGGGUCGCUAAAUCGGAUUCUGGCGUCUAAUUUUUUUAAAUAGCCGGCAGCCAAACCAAAACUAUGAGGCAACCAAUGGUCGGAGACGUUUUUAGCCUACUUGACAGACCUUGCUCCGUGGUUACGUCCGUUUGCUGUUUACCCAUAUCUCCAAACCUGACCAUUGCCCAAAUCCUUGCCGCCAUGCUAACUCUAGCUCCGUUUACGCUGUCGAGUUACCGGUGGGCCUUCCCUCGAAGCAUGCUCCAGGACGUUCCAGCCAUCUGACUGCCCGAUUUACCACGUACGAACCUGCCUGCGGCUCGCGAUGCAAUCUGUGCCAGUAAAGACAGCACAAGUGGUGUUCCAGUGAGCGAGUGUAACCGUCUUCCUCUUGAUGUCCGCAAACGGAUGCGCAUGUCUCAUUGACUCACCCGUGCCAUCAUUUGGGGUGCCGCUGUGGCCCUGCGGCAUGUGCAUGUAACAAAUGAAUUUGCAAUUGUACACAGAACGAGGACCGAGCGGAGAAAGGAGGCAUGCCAUCCGCUCCCCCCUCCCCACUCCAGCCCAAGCACGUAGUCAGUUAACCCGGAUAGGAGAGACUUCGUUAGCUGCGCAAACAUACGGAUCAACUACGCACACGCGCGCAUGGGUUAUGUCAGAUUGGAGGCGAGAGGUCUCGUGACAUUUAGAAUCGCUUACAUCGGGGCGGAUGUGCGGUUUAGGGAAAGUAGGCUUAAGCGCUCUGAAUGAUUUGUGGCCCCCUCAAUUCCACCUUGAAUACUGGUGGUACGAGUUUUAUAAAUUACUUGGGAUUCCAGCUCAUGAGUUUCAUUUUGCCCAAAAACAAAUUUAUUGGUUACCAACAGAGCCAAAUUCGGGAAGACGAAGCCACCUACUUUCUUACUAGCGAAUUUGGCUAGAUCGCAGUUGGUAGCCAGGCCCCGUAUUGCAGGUGGCUUGAGGGUUUGUCUACUGGGCUAUUUUGUGGGGCUCCAUAAUUACAUCUGACCCAUUUAGCUUCCGUUUUACGUUUGAGAUUAUGAUUAGGGUGCCGGUUAAUGGUUUCCGAUUUUCGGGUUAGGGAUAUGCCUUUAGGCUUAGGUUUUAGGGUUACGGUUAGGGUUUGAGCGUACGAUUGGGUUUCAGCAUUGCGGUUAGGUUUUUCUGUUACGGCUAUGUCUAAGGGCUACAUUUAAGUUUAUGAUUUCGGCUAGGGUUGGGUUUAGGGUUGCCGUUAGGGUUAACGGUUAACGUUUAAGGUUGAGGUUAGAGUUAGGGUUAAGGUUAGGAUGAAAGGUUAAGGUCGUCGUCCGCUUCCCCAUUCCUGGCUACCAACUGCGAUCUAGCCGCGAAUUUAAUUCUUCAACUCCUGAUCUGUAAGGCCACGGCAGGAUAAUUUGUUAGUUCGCUUCUCUCCUGUUGUUGUCAUUUUCUCACUUGAAUUCUGUGAACUCUAGAGAACUGACAUUCGGUUGAGUAUUGUAAUAGUUACUUGAAUUGUUUUAACCAGUGAACCUUCUGUGCUGAAUGCUGCAGCGACUAGGCAGUGAAUGUGUACUCAGAGGCCUACAAUCAACAGGUCAAGCCCCGAUUAGCAGGGGAGGAACUUAUUGUGAACAGAACUCUGAGUUGCUGUCUCAAGCAACAGUGGCCACUGGCAGAGCCAGGGUCCACUCAUACCCGGGAGAGAAGGAGACAAAUGGUGGCAACUGCUUUAAUGGGCUUGUGGGCCAAGUUUAAGUGUUGUCCAGUAGGGGUUUGUUGCAUAGCUGAGAGGUGGGCCGUCUAAGUGGCGCAACUGUCUGGAGGCACGUGCCCGAGUGGAAGUCCGUCGAGUGGCCGCAGGUCAGCGAUUCUCGAACCACUCGCUGUGGCGGUGAGUGAACUUGAGGCUGCAGGGCUUUGAACGAGGGCUCCAGGCAUUGUAUUGACGGCUGUCUGAAGCAGUCCAUAUGCUGGGCAAACUCGUUCCUGACCACGUUAGUCCUCUAAAUGGGUUUGAACUAGCACUUAUCACAAAUAUAAGAAGGCUGACAUAUGGCCAGGGAUAUAAUUUACCGAUUCACCAUUAUACUAUGUCUUGCUGGUGACGACUGGAUAUGUAAGCCCAUGUUUUCAUCUCUGCAACAUAGCUACUUGAUUGAUUUUUGUAGGCAUUUUAUGCUAGGGUUACGUCUCUGGCUACGUUCAAGUAAGGGAUUAAAAUUAGGGUUAAUGUUAAGGUUAGAGUUGGGUUAAGUUCGUCUGCAGCAUACCAACUUACCUGAUCCGGCGUUUUUCGGCCAACCAUUUUAGAUUAUUAUUUUGCGCGGUCUGCUCCGCCACCUCGCCGGAGUAAUAAAGCUAACAACAAAAAUAUGGCAGAAAUGCGAAUUUUCUCAAUGUCUUCCGUCCAGUUGGUUAAUUGUCGUGUUUAUCCGCCCUACUGAUAAGACUAAUAUAAUAAUCCUUCCCAAAUUACUGGAGUUCCCGGGCUCUACGUUCUCAGUGGACCGAUAUAUCCGAUCCUCGCCUAGCUACUGAAAAACCAGUCCCUCUGAGAGAAGGGGAAAUGAUGAUGAUAGUAGUAGUAGUAGUAGUAGUAGUAGUAGUAGUAGUAGUAGUAGUGGCGCUGCUGAUGAUAGCGCCGACGAUGGUGGCGGUGGUGCCGAUGAUAAAAUAAGGUAACAAAGAAGAUGACGACGAGGAAGAAGAAGAAAAGAAAAAUGAACAAGGGAUUUCAACCUCAAGGGAAGAAAUGAUGGUCAUCUGGCACUUCGUACUCUUGGUCGACACCGCCAUCAGACAACAAAACCGUUUUCUAAUAUCAAGUUGAGCCGGUACAGUCGGACAUAAGCUUUUAGAUUCCUCUAUGUUUUUGGAACGGACGCAUGUGGCAGGCUCCGUUCCAAGUGCGCUUAACUGCAGUCGAAUCCUUGGUUCAGUGGCCAUCUCUCAUAGGGUGCUGAGUCAGUUAGCCCAUUUCCGAACGGAGGCCCCUUAAGUGGCCUUUUUGAAUAGUCAUAAGAGAAAUUUCCUCUGAUUGAUGUAAAUAAGUCAGAGUCUGGUUCUUCAAAUCUGGACCUAAAAUGCAGCGCUCAGAACAGAUUUGGGGGUCACCCUCCUAUCAGUUGUACUUUCUUUAACGCAAACCUUCCACGGGUUGGCUCCGAUUUGAUUGAUUCCACAACUGUUUCUGCCUCGGAUAAACCACCUUAGUAGUUUUCAUCUGAACAGGCCAGUUCUGGUUCUUCAGUGCAUAUGUGCGGCAAAUGCUUGAUGUAACGUCAAAAGCCACAUAUUUCUGCGUCCUUUGAAAUGGAAGGAAAAAAGAGAGGGUUUCAAUCUCAAGGGAAGAAACUAUGAUCAUCUGGCACUUCGUACCCCUUGUCGAUGCCGCCAUCAUGUGGAAAAGUGUUGAGACUUCUAUGUACAGCAGUUUAACCAACAGGGAGGUGUAGCCAUUCAACAUUUAAUCUGAUUGUAAAUUUCUCGGUUCAGCACCAUUAAAGGGAGGUCUUAUCGUUGGAAUAAACUUCGCUUCGGAGCCCCCAUUAUCCAAAACCUGAAUUUGGCUUAUUAAAUUUUUUUGGGGUCUUGUCUGAGAGAUUAUUUGAGUGACUUACAGUUCGAUAUUCAGACUAGUGAGAUUCACAUACUCACAUUUUAUACAAGCACACAAAUUCUCAUGCGUGAAUGUAAGUUGCAACUCUUCCGGUGUUUUGACCAGACAAAGCAGGCGCAGAAAUCCCUGGCAUUGGAGAUAAACAUCUUGGUGUGUCUCGUCAAAAGCAUGUAGUUUGGCCUUAACCUAAUUGACUACACGGAACAAAGCCGAGCAAUUGGUACAGCUCUUAGUCCCUGACACUAGUCAUUAAUCGCAAGAACUAUCCAAGUGCGCUAUUUGGACGGAUUUAGGCCUCUUCUGCAAAGCUAUUCAAUCUAUGUGUACUGAUAUGCUUUUGUCGGAGAUAGAGGAAGUAAGGUGAGCUUCCAAGGCAGCUCUGGCUUCCUAAGGUAAUAAACUCAGCUUCGAAAUUUGCCAAACUCACGUACAUUGGACAUCAGAUGCAGAUGACCCACAGUCGCUGGGAGACCAAGAGAUGGAAACUGUCACGUCUGCUCGCGAACACAACCUACGAAAACAUUUGAAGUCUGCGUUCGCCAGGCGCGCUCGUUUAUAAUGACGCUGCUGCUGCUGCCGCUGAUGAUGAUGAUGGUGGUGGUGAUGAUGAUGAUGAUGAUGAUGAUGAUGAUGAUGAUGAUGAUGAUGAUGAUGAUGAUGAGGAUGAUAGUCACAUGGAGCGUUGCUUGAUGUCCUGUUAUUCUACACUUUUCAGCCUUAAUAUUAUCACUGAGAGAAGAAUGCUCAAAGACAUGCGGGUUGGCGUGUUCAAAACUCUCUACUGCAUACUAAUAUAG
This is a messenger RNA of Spirometra erinaceieuropaei, 24787 nucleotides long. The record is from the annotation of a GenBank genome assembly. Lineage: Eukaryota; Metazoa; Platyhelminthes; Cestoda; Diphyllobothriidea; Diphyllobothriidae.